UUUCUGAUUUUCUCAUUUAAAACCCUUAUUCUUUUAAAGCCUUCACGUUCAAAACGUCAAUAUAUUACCAAUGCCAUUCCCCAAUCAACAUCUUCCUGCAAUUGUCUUUCAAAAUAUACCCCAGUUAAUUGUAAAUGUACAGGAAUGCCAUCAAUUAGCGAUGAACUUUUAUGUCGCUGCGAUCGCGCAAGUUUGGCCAGGGAAGAGGAGAAUAAACAACAAUGCCCUUGUCGUAAUAAAGGAGCGGCAAAUGGCUGGGGAGAAUCUGAGGGAGGAUAUUUCCCUGUCUAUCGCGGAGAAGAAAGAAGUUCAGAUUUGUAUCCUAGAGCACUCAGCCCAUCUGUUAUUCAUUCUGCUUGCCAUCCGAUUUGCCACCAGUCAUGUUUAAGUACAUGUACUCGUCCUUAUACUCGCGAAGUUGACCCUUAUCGAGAAAGAGAGCGUUAUAGCAGUGGAUAUGCUAACGAUCAGGACCCUCAAUCAGAAAAUUCUUUAUUAGCAGCUGAUUACUCCCCUACUGGAUGUCAAGUAUCUCACUGCAGAUCAAAUUGCUUAAAGGCUUUACCCUAUCAAGAAAUAGAACCCCCAACACCUUCGCACUACGAGGUUCGUCCUGUUGACAGACCUAUUUACGUAACUAGACUUCCUCCGCUACAGACAGACUAUGGAGCUUCUGCUCUGUCUAGUUGUCAAUGCUCACCUGAUGCAAUUUGCGAGUGCCCUGAAAAUUGUUUCCCCGUUUGUUUUGACUCUUGUGAGGCAAAUUGUGACAAACAACAAAUUAAAACUUCUCAAAAUAAUAACCAAAAACGAUUGUGUGCCCAAACAUGCCAUUUUGAUUGUCAAAGAAAUUGUGCUGAAAAACAACAACAAAAACAAGCUAGAAGAAGAUUGGGAGGAACGGAAAUAUUUUCAUCUGGAACAAGUUCUCCACCUCCAACAUUGACUUCUAUAGCCGUUACAGAGAAUAACAAUGAUUUGAACAAUAAUUUACAACAACAAACAGUAAUCAACGGACCAGCAACAAAUUGUGUAGCUCGUUGUCCAAAGUCUUGUGUUGUCAGUUGUCUAAGCACUCAAACAAACGAGGAUCCAACAAUUUGUGUUCCAGCAUGUGUUGCUGUUUGUGCUCAAUCUUGUUCUCGAGGUCUUCAACAUUUCGAUUCUCUUCCACAACAAAACAAGGGGGAAUUAAUUAAAUCAGAAUCACAAAUUCAACAACAAUUACAACAAAUUUUAUUACAAGGGCAUCGGAAUGAAGGUCUAGAGAAUGGAACUUCGUAUUCUAAUGUUACUGUCCAAUCAGAAAAUGAAAAGAAACAAAUGUUGGUGACACAGCCAUCGAUGUUUCUGAAUGAUGUUGAUAGAGAAGUUAGUCCACAAAUAGGGAUAUGUGAGGGAUUAGUUAAAGAUGAGUGAAAGCCUCGGGAUAUCUGGGAAGGGGUAAGCUAAGGUAACGAUAAGAAAUGAGAUUCCCGGGAUAUAUAGGAGGGUGGGAUAUGGUAAGACGAAAGGACCUCGGGAUAGUGAGGGUGGGAUAUAUCCAAAACGAGAAAUAAGCGCCUUGGGAUAUAUGGCAAGGACGAGAAGUGUGAGCCACUGAUCUAACGCCAUCUUAACAGUGGAAGUCAGAGUCCGUUUGUUAGU
This is a messenger RNA of Meloidogyne enterolobii, 1647 nucleotides long. Lineage: Eukaryota; Metazoa; Nematoda; Chromadorea; Rhabditida; Meloidogynidae. The record is from the annotation of a GenBank genome assembly.